AUGAGACCAUUCGUACUUGCUGCCAUCACUCUUGUAGCCUUCCUUGCUGUCACCAAAGCUGAGGAAGACACCCCAGAUAUGUACACAAAACAGAUGUUGAAGCGAUUUGGUGAACUGAAGGAAUUCUUUAAGAGCGAUCCUGCAGGAAAAAAGAUGACUAAAGUCUUCCAUGAGAUUUUGGAUUUCUUCAAAAUCGUCAGAAAGAAAGCCAAGUCGGCGAUCAAAGAAUAUGCGAAGAAACUGGUGAAUGAUGAUGAAAAGGAUGACGACUGA
This is a messenger RNA of Rodentolepis nana, 273 nucleotides long. The record is from the annotation of a GenBank genome assembly. Lineage: Eukaryota; Metazoa; Platyhelminthes; Cestoda; Cyclophyllidea; Hymenolepididae.